AUCCCCUUCCUCCUGGGGGCCGAGGGGAGGCAGCCAGACACACAACCGGGGCCAGCCAGGACUCUGGGAUUCCCCCUGGCCUGGGCUAGGGGGAGUGGCAGGAGACUCCAGCUGGAGAGUCUCCAGCCUCCUCCCCCCUGCCCCUGUCCCCGGGCUCCCCUACUCAGGCGGGGCUGACGGCUGGACUGGGCAGCUUGGGGGCUGUCCUGAAGGGGCCAUCCAAGGCUCCUCCUCCUCAGGAACUGGAGUGUUUUAAGGGUUGUUGAGCGCCCCCCCUUCGGGGAGCUCUGAUGUAGGGGAGCAGAUGUGAAGGGAGAGCACCGAAGUCAGACAGGUUAUGUCCAGGUCUCUGAGCCUCAGGCUCCUCGGCUUUCAAAUGGGGAUGGAGAUGCCCCUCAAGAUCACGGCACCACCCCAGAUGGGACUUUGUCAUGGUUCAGGCUGAGAACAGGAGGGACCAAAGGUGAGCUUAUCUGUGGGGGCUUAGUGUGACGGGCCACCAAGAGACUGAGAGGAGGGAUGAGGCACGACCUCACCAGUCUGACCAGAGUGACCCUGUGGUGGGUCAAACCUCCCAAGCUGCCCUGGACAGGCAGGCACGUGGGCGGGACCUCGGACCGGUCUCCCGGCCUGAGGGGGCACAAAACCCAGCUGGGGCCCUGAGACUUCCAUGACCAUAUUCUCUGGAGCAUAAUAACUCUGGACCAGCCGGCUGACGAGUCUGGGCAUGUGAGCCCUUCGAAGAGUUCUAGGGGGAGACUGACAGGGGCUGCCAAUGCGGGACCAAGGCGAUGGGGGCCACUCCAGGAGCUGGGGCGUCCACCUGAGAGAUGGGCGGUGAGAGGAAGGGACGACUGCUCUGUCCUCUUUCCUCUAGGAGCCCCCCUCCACCCAGCUCGCCUCUGGGCUCGCCUCUGGGCUCGCCUCAGGCACCCGCCUCUCCCCUUCCCACCCUGGAACCCACCUGCCCCCGGUAGCCGUGCGGGUUGGGGAGACCAGACCGCCAGCGUCGCCCACCGCUCAAGUGGGGCCCGCGACUUGAGCCCGCCUCCGCCCCUCGAUUGGGCGCUCAUUUAAAUGUCCGGCCCCGCCCCGAGCUCCGGGCGCAUAUAUAUAGGCGGCUCGGCGGGCGGCGGGCGGCAUUCUGGCGCGGAGCGGAGCGGCGGCGAGUGUUGCUAGCGGGUCCGGCACGGAGCGGGGGUGCAGCUAGGUUUCCCCCCGACACCCCUCCCCCUCAGGCGCGAGCCCCACCCCUCCGCCGGCCAGGCCCACCCGACCGAACUAUCCCCUGCGGCGCGAGCCCGGGGCGGCUCCGGGCGCCCCCCAGCAGAACCCCCACCAUGGGCAGCCAGAGCUCCAAGGCUCCCCGGGGCGACGUGACCGCCGAGGAGGCAGCAGGCGCUUCCCCCGCUAAGGUCAACGGACAGGAGAACGGCCACGUGAAAAGCAAUGGAGACUUAUCCCCCAAAGGUGAAGGGGAGUCGACCCCCGUGAACGGAACAGAGGAGGCAGCCGGGGCCACUGGUGAUGCCAUCGAGCCGGCACCCCCUAGCCAGGGCGCUGAGGCCAAGGGGGAGGUCCCCCCCAAGGAGACCCCCAAGAAGAAGAAGAAAUUCUCUUUCAAGAAGCCUUUCAAAUUGAGUGGCCUGUCCUUCAAGAGAAAUCGGAAGGAGGGAGGGGGUGAUUCGUCUGCCUCCUCACCCACAGAGGAAGAGCAGGAGCAGGGGGAGAUCGGUGCCUGCAGCGAGGAAGGCACUGCCCUGGAAGGGAAGGAUGCUGCCACCCCUGAGAGCCAGGAGCCCCAGGCCAAAGGGGCAGAGGCUAGCGCUGCCUCCAAGGGAGGAGACACAGAAGAGGCAGGGCCCCAGGCCGCAGAGCCAUCCACUCCCUCGGGGCCGGAGAGUGGCCCUACACCAGCGAGUGAGCAGAAUGAGUAGCUGGGUGGGGGCAGGUGGGUGAUCUCUAAGCUGCAAAAACUGUGCUGUCCUUGUGAGGUCACUGCCUGGACCUGGUGACCUGGCUGCCUUCCUGUGCCCAGAAAGGAAGGGGCUGUUGCCCCCUAGCCACGUUCCCUCUCCUCCUCUCCCUCCUGUGGAUUCUCCCAUCAUCCAUCUGGUCUUCCUCUUAAGGCCAGUCGAAGAUGGUCCCUUGCAGUUUCCCAAGUUAGGUUAGUGAUGUGAAAUGCUCCUGCCCCUGUCCCUGCCUCCUUCCCUGUCCCCACCUGUGCAGAAGGCAGUUGCUGGUUUUCUUCCCCAGUUCUUUUCCAAGUAGGCUUUGUUUACUCCCCAAAUCCCUGAGCCAGAGGUGGGGGUGCCUACUCCCACGCCCUGAGUGUCCACCUUCCCCUGUUGUUUGUAGUCUCCUGUGCUGGGCCUAGUGGCCCCUGGGCUGGGGAGGACACUGCCCCUGUCUAGGUUUUUCUAAAUGUCUUACUCAAGUUCGAACCUCCAGCUUGUGAAUCAACUGUGUCUCUUUUUUGACUUGGUAAGCAAGUAUUAAGCUUUGGGGUGGGGGGGAGGUAUGUAAUGUGAAACAACUUCUUGUUGUCUUUUUUUUUUUUUCCCUCCCAUUGUUGUAAAUAACUUUUAAUGGCCAAACCCCAGAUUUGUAAUUUUUUUUUUUUCUAACUGCUAAAACCAUUCUCUUCCACCUGGUUUUACUGUAACAUUUGGAAAAGGAAUAAAUGUCGUCCCUUUA
Molecule: messenger RNA, 2697 nt
Organism: Lagenorhynchus albirostris (white-beaked dolphin)
Lineage: Eukaryota; Metazoa; Chordata; Mammalia; Artiodactyla; Delphinidae
Gene: MARCKSL1
Product: MARCKS like 1
Exons: 2
Coding region: 1341-1937 (198 amino acids)
Biological process (GO): central nervous system development; actin filament organization
Cellular component (GO): plasma membrane; cytoplasm
Molecular function (GO): actin filament binding; calmodulin binding
Source: RefSeq, a predicted model, not a curated record